Thalassophryne amazonica is the source of this 576-nucleotide messenger RNA. RefSeq lists its product as uncharacterized. Gene Ontology annotation, biological process: homologous chromosome pairing at meiosis; meiotic attachment of telomere to nuclear envelope. Gene Ontology annotation, molecular function: DNA binding. Lineage: Eukaryota; Metazoa; Chordata; Actinopteri; Batrachoidiformes; Batrachoididae. The coding region runs from base 1 to 576 and encodes 191 amino acids. The transcript has 6 exons. The record is from RefSeq and is a predicted model, not a curated record. Gene Ontology annotation, cellular component: nuclear inner membrane.
AUGGAGCUUGAGAGGUGGCUGCUAAAGAGCAAUGGACAAAUCUGCCCAAAGAUUAGCUGCACCAAGCUUGUGGCAUCAUGUUCAAGAAGACUUGCUGCCAAAGGUUGCAUCAACAAAGUACUGAGGAAAGGUGGAGACACAGUGAUUGAAAAAAACAGUUUCAACCAGGAACUGGAGGAUAUUAUCAGAACUGUUCUUGGUGAUGUGGACCGUCUGCAGCCCUUCACCAGCGCUCACUUCAUUGUCUACCCUUAUAAGACCCGCUGGGAGGGUAUCUCUGAGGUGAUGAUCAGACAUAAGGAGGAGGAGAUGAUGGCUUACCCGUUCAUUCUCACUCUGUAUCUGGAGAAAAAGACGCAGCGUGGAAAGAAACUAAAGGAAAAGAGGAAACCAGAGAAACCAGCACGGCUGCCCUUUUCAUCUGAGGUUCCACCAAAGCGCAUUAAAAGCAACUCGCCACUAGAGGGAAGCCAUACUAAAGGACUUUACUGGACGACCUGGAGGCCGAGGCCGAGCAUGCUGUGGUCGAGUCUGUGGUCUCCAACAAUACAAAUAACUCACAAUCACAUAAUCUGA